CACAUUUUUGCGCACUUUGCGAUCAUGCGAUUCCUCCACGCACUUCGACGGCCGUCGAUCUUGACGCAGCAUGUCCGAGCGUUCUCGCUCGCUGGUCCUGGUCAGAAGGCGGCAACAGCGCCGUUGAACAUGGAGCUCUUUGACAAGUACCCGCACCCCAAGGGGUACAUGAACAACUUGCGCAACAUUGGGAUUUCCGCCCACAUUGACUCGGGCAAAACGACGUUGACCGAACGCAUCUUGUUUUACACGGGACGCAUCAACGCCAUCCACGAUGUGCGUGGGAAGGACGGCGUUGGCGCCAAGAUGGACUCGAUGGAGUUGGAGCGCGAAAAGGGCAUCACGAUUCAAAGCGCCGCCACGUACGCGCAAUGGAAGGACUCGAACAUCAACAUCAUCGACACGCCCGGGCACGUGGACUUUACGAUUGAAGUCGAACGGGCGCUGCGAGUGUUGGAUGGUGGUAUCUUGGUGCUGUGCGGUGUCUCGGGCGUGCAGUCGCAGUCGCUGACAGUGGACAAGCAGAUGAAGCGCUACGGCGUGCCGCGCAUUGCGUUCAUCAACAAGCUAGAUCGCAUGGGCGCCAACCCGUGGAAAGUGAUCAACGAUCUGCGCAAGCAGCUCAAGCUGAACGCGGCGGCAGUCCAAGUCCCCAUCGGUAUCGAAGACCACUUGGAAGGCGUGGUGGAUCUCGUGCGCUUGCAAGUGUACCGCAACGACGGGCCCAGCGGCGAAACCAUCUUGACGUCGUCCGACAUUCCCCAAGAGCUCAAGGAACUGGUGGCUGCCAAGCGUUUGGAAAUGAUUGAACGGCUCGCCGACGUGGACGACGAGAUCGGCGAACUGUUCUUGAUGGAGGAGGAGCCGACGGCGGACCAGCUCGUCACGGCCAUCCGCCGCGCGACCAUCGCGCACAAGUUUGUGCCCGUGUUCAUGGGCUCGGCGUUCAAAAACAAGGGCGUGCAACCCAUGCUCGACGGCGUGAUCGACUACUUGCCGGCGCCGGCCGAAGCCCAAAACAUUGCGCUGGACCAAGGCAAGAACGAAGAGCCCGUGCUCGUGCCGUGCUCGCCGGACGCGCCGCUGUUGGCGCUGGCUUUCAAGCUCGAAGAAGGCCGGUUCGGGCAACUCAGUUACAUGCGCAUCUACUCUGGCACACUCAAGCGCGGCGGGUUCAUCUACAACAUGUCCAACAUGAAGCGCAUCAAGGUACCGCGCCUCGUGAAAAUGCACUCGAACGAAAUGCAAGACGUCGACGAAGUGACCGCGGGUGAGGUGGUGGCCAUGUUUGGCGUCGACUGUGCCUCCAUGGACACGUUCAGCGACUCGAACGCGACCAAGAUGACCAUGACCAGUCUGCACGUGCCAGAACCCGUCAUGUCGCUGGCCAUCAUCCCCAACAACAAGCAAAACUUGAACAACUUUUCCAAGUCGCUCAACCGAUUCCAGCGCGAAGACCCGACGUUCCGCGUGAGCGUCGACGAAGACUCCAAGCAGACCAUCAUCAGCGGCAUGGGCGAGCUCCAUUUGCAGAUUUACAUUGAACGCAUGAAGCGCGAGUACAAUGUCGAAGUCGAAAGCGGCGCGCCCCAAGUCAACUUUCGCGAGACAAUCAAGGAAAAAGCCACGUUCAACUACCUCCACAAAAAACAGAGCGGCGGGUCGGGCCAGUACGCUCGUGUCACGGGGUACUGCGAGCCCAUUUCGCAAGAAGAGCUCGACGAAGGCGAGGCGCCGAUUCAGUUUGUCAACGAUAUCAUCGGGAAUGCCAUCCCGCCAGAGUACAUCAUGGCAUGUGAAAAGGGCGUGGGCGACGCCGUGCAAAAGGGCUGGCUGCUGGGCCACCCCAUUACUCGCUUGCGCGUGGUCAUCACCGACGGCCAAGCGCAUGCCGUGGACUCGUCCGAGCUGGCAUUCCGAACGGCCAUGGUGCAGGCCAUCCGCAGUGCGUUCGCCAAGGGGUCGCCAAGUGUGCUGGAGCCCAUGAUGACGGUCGAGGUGGACAUCCCGAACGAGUACCAGGGCGGGAUCAUCGCCGAAAUCAACCGCCGUCGCGGCAUGAUUCAAUCGAGCGAGGCGGACGACGUGUCCACGGUCGUGCGCGCCGACGUGCCGCUGCAAAACAUGUUUGGGUUUUCCACGGACCUGCGAUCGUCCACCCAGGGUAAGGGCGAGUUCACGAUGGAGUACAAGACCCACGACUUUGUGGCCCGGGAUGCCCAGGAGAAGCUCGUCGCCGAGUAUCAAAAGGCCCUCGAAGCCAAAAAGAAAUAGACGGACACCAUAUAUAGUGUGAAAUAGAAACCAACCAAGCCGAGUUGAAACACUCUGUCACAUA
Molecule: messenger RNA, 2338 nt
Organism: Aphanomyces astaci
Lineage: Eukaryota; Oomycota; Saprolegniomycetes; Saprolegniales; Verrucalvaceae
Product: translation elongation factor G
Exons: 3
Coding region: 25-2274 (749 amino acids)
Biological process (GO): mitochondrial translational elongation
Cellular component (GO): mitochondrion
Molecular function (GO): translation elongation factor activity; GTPase activity; GTP binding
Source: RefSeq, a predicted model, not a curated record